Ictalurus punctatus (channel catfish) is the source of this 2872-nucleotide messenger RNA. It is a transcript of the gene gfap, whose product is annotated as glial fibrillary acidic protein. The record is from RefSeq and is a predicted model, not a curated record. Gene Ontology annotation, cellular component: cell projection; intermediate filament; cytoplasm. NCBI's taxonomy places the organism in Eukaryota, Metazoa, Chordata, Actinopteri, Siluriformes, Ictaluridae. The transcript has 9 exons. Gene Ontology annotation, molecular function: structural constituent of cytoskeleton. Gene Ontology annotation, biological process: intermediate filament organization; regulation of chaperone-mediated autophagy. Bases 27 to 1349 code for a protein of 440 amino acids.
ACCCCUGGCCUCAUUUACCACUCAUCAUGGAGACCCAGCGUGUCCUCUCGUCCUACCGAAAGCGUUUCGGGACUCAGAGCAGCCCCUCAGCCCCGCACGUCACCAGGAGCCUCGGGCGUCUGUCCCUCCACAGCACCCCACGACACACGGCCCUGUCCAGCCCAAGCGUGUCACGUCUGUCCCUGGGAACCGAGAGGCUUGACUUCUCGGCCGACUCGCUGCUGAAGGCUCAGUACCGUGAGACGCGCACCAAUGAGAAGGUGGAGAUGAUGGGCCUGAAUGACCGCUUUGCCAGCUACAUCGAGAAAGUACGUUUCCUAGAACAGCAGAACAAGGUGCUGGUGGCCGAGCUGAAUCAGCUGCGUGGGAAGGAGCCAAGCCGCCUCGGGGACAUCUACCAAGAGGAACUGAGGGAGCUGCGCAGGCAGGUGGAUGGCCUGAACAAUGCCAAGGCACGGCUGGAGAUUGAGAGGGACAACCUGGCAGCUGAUGUGGGCACACUGAAGCAGAGACUUCAGGAUGAGACCGCGCUGAGGCAAGAUGCAGAAAACGGCCUGAAUGCAUUUAGACAGGAUGUGGACGAGGCAGCUCUGAACAGGGUGCAGCUGGAGCGGAAGAUUGAAGCGCUGCAGGACGAGAUCAAUUUCCUGAAGAAAGUCCACGAGGAGGAAAUGCAGGAGCUGCAGGAGCAGGUGAAUGCUCAGCAGGUGCACGUGGACCUGGACGUGUCUAAACCGGACCUGACUGCUGCACUGAGGGAGAUCCGAGUGCAGUACGAGGCCAUGGCAACCUCCAACAUGCAGGAGACUGAGGAGUGGUACCGCUCCAAGUUUUCGGAUCUGACUGACGCAGCCAAUCGGAACGCAGAGGUUCUGCGCCAGGCAAAACAGGAAGCCAACGAUUACCGCAGACAGAUUCAGGUCCUGUCGUGUGACCUGGAGUCUCUGCGUGGAACCAACGAUUCUCUGGAGCGGCAGCUGCGUGAGAUGGAGGAGCGUUUCUCCACGGAUACAGCGGCGUAUCAGGACACGGUGGUGCGUCUGGAGGAUGAGACCCAGGCGCUGAAGGAGCAGAUGGCCCGACAUCUGCAGGAGUACCAGGACCUCCUCAACGUCAAACUGGCGCUGGACAUCGAGAUCGCCACCUACAGGAAGCUGCUGGAGGGCGAGGAGAGCCGGAUCACUGUUCCUGUGCAGAAUUUUUCCAACAUACAGUUCAGAGAAACCAAUAUUGACACUAAAACACCUCCCGAGAGUCUCACUAAGAGAAGCAUCAUCGUGCGCACCGUGGAGACACGCGAUGGAGAGAUCAUAAAGGAGUCGACCACGGAGAGGAAGGAGCAGCCGUAAUCAGACAGCCGCGUCUGACGUGGGGCGACGAGACUUCUUCGCUUCAUCACCACACACAAAAGGAAUGACCACGACACUGAGAUUACACUGCUGAAGCAAACUCGAGGGAAACCGGAGAAUCUGAGAUUAGAAGCUGAGAUUUUGGAUAAACACGAGCGCAAUAAAACAGAACGUCACUGCUACAAUAAAACCAUUAACAGACUUAACAAAAUGAUAUAUUAUCCAGCCUUCAAGCCUUUACUCUUAUAUCACCAUUUACUGUUCACUAACAUCUCAAUAGCAGACAGACUGUCAGACAACCUGAGUGUUUAGAACACAUAGAUUAAAAUAGGUACUGAUAAAGAUAAGGUUGAAAGUGACGUCUGAUCGUAUCUAAUUAAAGAGAUCGUAGGUCAUAAUUACGAUAAAAUCUGUUCAUUCCUGCUCAAAGAGGACCAGUGCUGCCUUCAUAUGUUAUUAUUGGCUCCAGUGAUUGUUGCUGCAGAAAAUGUAUUAUCCUAAAUACGCCGUACUUUUGUAAUAAUUAGCGAUCAGGCCAAAUACGUGAUUAGUCUUAGAUCUCACGGUAAUGUAAUACGUUUUCAAAAUUUCCAAGACGUCUAGACGCAACAACAACAACAACGACAAAAAAAAAAAAAACGUUCGCCCUAAAGUACGGAGAUACAACAGAGCUAAACUGACCGUACUCUCUGGGUAGGAGGGGCAUACUCUCUCUCUCUCUCUCUCUCUCUCCUGUCAAUCACAGCGACACUAGUCAGUCGUGGGCAUCCGUGAAAUUAUGUAUAUGGAAGAGAGCGGCGAGCAUUUUCCUCGGAGUGACAGCUGCAGUUCGAAAAGAUGCAGGUUGCUAGCUUCACGUCUCUCUGAUUGGUAGCUGUCGUAGAAUCGUACGAGAGCUGGCUGAUGGGUAGGAAAUGACCGAGACCAAAUGAGAGAGAUGGGCAGAAAAAAUAGGAAAACGUUAAGGAAUAGAUCAAGCUAGCGAACUAGCCUAACCCUUGCAUUAUUGGACACUUAUUGGAAAGACUCCGUAAUAGGGACAAUAGGAAAACACGACGAAUCCAAUAAGCAUGUGAAGGCAGCACUGAGUUACACAUGACCAGGCUAGGAAAUGUACUGAGCUCUCAUUGUUAAUUGAACAUUUCUCUUUUUUUUUUGUUUUGUUUUGUUUUGUUUAGAGAGGAUGAUUGUGUAGAUUUGAGUAGGUGUGGAAGAGGCAGUGAGAUGUAGCUUCAAGUCGAAGGGGUCUGCAUAGACGUACUGUGUUGCAGCGGGAGGACGUGGACGGUUUAGCACUUUUUUGGGGAAUCUGGAAAGUAAUUUAGGAGCAUCCUAUAGCGAGGGGAAUUGAUCGGCGGUGCUACGUGAAUAUGGGAGUUUUUCGCCUCAUCCUUGUGUGUCUCUUGACUUUGUCUGUCUUGUUCAUUUUUAAUGCUUCAUUGUUAACGCUGUUACGUAGCGUCGCAUGUUUAAUUGACGUGACUGAUCCGAAUAAAGACCUUUUUUGUUGUUGUUUAACUGAA